Messenger RNA from Physella acuta, 2761 nucleotides. RefSeq lists its product as uncharacterized. The record is from RefSeq and is a predicted model, not a curated record. Lineage: Eukaryota; Metazoa; Mollusca; Gastropoda; Physidae.
CCCGUCCGUGUGUCACUCCCGUGACUAGCUCUCGUCAGAGAGGGGAGGUAAAAAAAUUACAGGCGAUCAACAUGACUAUUGAUCAGCUGUUGAUAUCGUCAGCGGGUCGAAGCUAAAGGGGGGUAAUUUCGCGUUUUUAUUUUUUCAUCGAUAUACUGGUACACUGUGCAGUUCAUGCUCAUCACACGAUGCAGUGAAGCGAGAUAAAAAUAGCCUACCACAUCGUGGAUCUCGGGAUAGUCUAUAAAAUCAUUCCGCGCCAAAGAACCCACUGCCAUGGCCCGCUUCUUGCUGCCUCCACUUUCAUGUAAACAUUUGUACACGAUUUGUGCCUUCGCUCUUUUAACCUGGGUUGUCUCCGCCAGCGACCCACUGGACACAUCCAACAUUGACCACCACCUCAACGUCUUCAGCCACUUCCGGGAACCUUACGACCAGCGCUUGUACGGGAUCCUCCACAUCGAAGCUGGCGACAUUAGCACGUCGUCAAUCCAGGUCAAAUGGAGCUUAACCAACCGCACGUCGUCAGACAGCAAGAUGGAGGCUACUGCACUUUGCGAGACACCCAACGGGAAGAUCGUGUCGAACAAGCUGACCAGCUCGACCCGAUCGUUCACGUUUGAGCUGCUGAGCUCCAACACGAAGUACCUGGUGUGCGUGUACCUGCUGGAGAAGUCGUCCUCCAGCAACACCAGCAUCCUGCACUACAGCUGCGACAUCAUCAGCACCAUCCCGCUCAUCCGCGUCGACAGCGUGGUGGGCGUGCUGCUGACCCUGGGGUACAUGGGCUCCAUGGUCGGCCUGGGGUACGUCGCCUGGAGGAGGAAGGUCCGACAGGUCCGGCUGCAGGAGGAGAAGCUUCUGGAGGAGGAGGAGGAGAGGGAGGUGUACCCGAGCAAGGGGCAGCUGGGGGUGUAUGAGGGCGCGGACGGGGCGUCGAUGAAGAUGAGGGCGGGGUGCAGCGGGAGCACGAGCUGCAUCAAGGGGGAGAAGGAGGAGAUGAUCCACUAUGACGCCAAGAGCCGGGAGAUUUCCUUCUAGAGGAGGGAUGGGGGCAACCAUGUGGGCUUAGAGCAACUAUGGGGGCUUACGGCAACAUGAUGUGGGCUUAGGUCAGUGUGAUGUGGGCUUACGGCAACAUGAUGUGGGCUUAGGUCAGUGUGAUGUGGGCUUACGGCAACAUGAUGUGGGCUUAGGUCAGUGUGAUGUGGGCUUACGGAAACAUGAUGUGGGCUUAGGUCAGUGUGAUGUGGGCUUACGGCAACAUGAUGUGGGCUUAGGUCAGUGUGAUGUGGGCUUACGGCAACAUGAUGUGGGCUUAGGUCAGUGUGAUGUGGGCUUACGGCAACAUGAUGUGGGCUUAGGUCAGUGUGAUGUGGGCUUACGGCAACAUGAUGUGGGCUUAGGUCAGUGUGGUGAGGGCUUAGGGCAACCAUGGGGGCUUAGGGCAACAUGAUGUGGGCUUAGGUCAGUGUGAUGUGGGCUUAGGGCAACCAUGGGGGCUUAGGGCAACAAUUGGGGCUAAGGGCAAUACGUUGUGGGCUUAGAUCAGUGUAGGGCAAUAUAUUGGGGCUUUAGCGAAAAAUAAUGGGCGCUUAUGUCAACAUAAUGGGGACUUAAUCCAAUCUAAUGGGGGCUUACGGUAAUGUAAUUGGGCUUUAGCGCAAUAUAACGGGAGCGUAGGCCAAUAUUUAGGAGAAAAUUGAUUGAUUGUAGAAUGUUAAACACAGGUUUAACACUGAACAAUCACACUGAAACAUUGAGUUGCAGACGACCAAUAAUAACACGGACUUGCUAUUGAUAAAACCAUGAAUUCUAGCACUCUGGGAACCAACGUAUGCCGAAUGACGACAUUAGGAUUCUAACGAACUGUGCCGCACUAAAGGUUUAGCCGUUAAACGCUUAGCCCAGCCUUGACCUUCUUUUACUCACAGGGUACGACUGGCCAAUCAGGGCUUAACUAUCCCCUCGGGGCCAUCGAUCUACACCGGGCAUGCUGGGAUCGCAUUUCGGCUGGGCGUGGGGAAGCUCAGGGUUGUGGUGAGUGAGGGGAAAAUUAAACUUCUGGUCAGGACCCAGUCAACAUCAAGGUUAUAUUUUUAUCAACAACAGCCAACAUCAAGGUUAUAUUAUAUCAAUAGUCAACAUCAAGGUUAUAUUCUAUCAACAGUCAACAGUUUAUCAAUAAACUUUCAACAUCUCAACAUCAUAUUAUACCCUAACAUCCAAUCAACAUCAGCCAUCAAACAUAUAGUCAACAUACGGCCCAUAUUCAGAGAUUGUGUUAUGUAACUCUUCAUGAAGACAAUCAGCAGAGACCAUGUUUUUGUUUAUAAACAUUUCUGCGCCAACUGAAUUGCUCUAACAUUGUUUAUUUGCUUGUUGUCUUAGGUAGUAGUUAGCCUGUCGUACCACUAGGACAUAGUCCUGUCGUCUCACUAGGACAUAGUCCUGUCGUAUCACUAGGACAUAGUCCUGUCGUCUCACUAGGACAUAGUCCUGUCGUCUCACUAGGACAUAGUCCUGUCGUCCCACUAGGACAUAGUCCUGUCGUCCCACUAGGACAUAGUCCUGUCGUCCCACUAGGACAUAGUCCUGUCGUCCCACUAGGACAUUGACCUGUCGUCCUAACAGGACAUGUCUGUCCUCUCAUCAGGACAUAAGCUGCCGACAAGAACCUCACAAACAACUAUGUCCUGGACUAGUUUCCUUAAUGAUAACCAACCUUUCAUAUAGCACUCUCCAAUGUUAUAGUGUUUCU